Messenger RNA from Staurois parvus, 1790 nucleotides. NCBI's taxonomy places the organism in Eukaryota, Metazoa, Chordata, Amphibia, Anura, Ranidae. The record is from the annotation of a GenBank genome assembly.
GACUGCAUUUCUUGUAGGGGUAUGGGGGCAACAUGAUCAUCAUGUGACCAAAGAAGAAAAGAAAGUCAUGCUGGGUGACAAAGUGGUCCUCCCAUGUAAAGUUUUCAAGCCUGAAGAAUCAGCCACAGUACAUUGGUUGUAUGUAAUUCCUGAAGACAAAGGAAAAGAACAAAAGAUUUUGACUGCUGGACCAAAAGGAACAGUCAUAGAAGAAUCUGAGUUGAAAAGUCGCAUUGUAUUAAAAAAACAAUUCCAAAUUGGAGAUUGUCAGCGUACAGGCUCAAGAUAACAAGCAGUUUAUCUGCAGAGUGGAGUUCCAGAAUGGUGUAACAAAAGAAAGCAGAAUGCAGCUUCACGUCUACAAGAGUCCAUCAGAACCAGAACUAAAAAUGGAACAGAAUGGAAUUCCAGUGUCAAAUGAAGCAGUCCAGAUUGGUACCUGUGAAAGUCAGAAUGGUUUCCCAGCGCCUGUUAUCAAAUGGUAUAAGAAUAACAGUCCUCUGAGAGAUGGAAAAGAUGGUGUUGAAAUCCGUACUCAGGUUUCAACAGGAUCUACGGGGUUAAUUUCAGUGAGAAGUAUUUUGUUGGUCCCCGUGAAGCAGUCUGAUGCCAGUGCUUUCUUUUACUGCGAUGUCUCAUACAGUCUUCCAAUGGGGGAGCAUAUGCUGGAAUCUGAGAGAAAAAAUAUCACGGUGCAUUACCCUACUACCUCAAUAAAAGUAUACUUUAGAAGCCCAUCUGAAAUGAUAAAGGAGGGAGAUAUUGUGGACCUAAACUGUGAGGGUAAUGGAAAUCCACAACCUUCAUAUACACUGAAAAAGAAACAUAAUGAUACCAUUUUGGAAGAAGAUUCACCAUAUUCUUGGAAAGUUUCACGUGAAGAUUCUGGGGUUUAUGUCUGCACAUCACUCGAUGUGGAGAGUCUCGAUGUGGUAGAAUUGGAAGAAGAGACCACACUCUAUGUCUACUUCCUGGAUCCUCCUGUGCUGUCCCUUGAGUCCCCUGUUACUGUUGAUCUUCAAAGUAAAUUGAUGGUUUCCUGUCAAGUGAAUGCAUCCAAUCAAACUGCAAUCCACUGGAAACAAGAUGGAAAAACCAUUGCAAACGGGCCUGUGUUGAACCUGGAUUUUGUAGAUUACAGUGCUACAGGACUUUAUACUUGUGUGGCUGACCUUCCUAAUAUACCAGGGCUGACUACAAGUAAAGACAUAAGUAUCACUGUGCAAGGAAGUCCUCAAGCAUCUGUGACUUCACCAGUUAUAGAGGUACAAGAUGGUGAAACCGUGACUACAAAUUGUACAGUAUCUGGUUAUCCACGACCGCAAAUCAUUUGGUAUAUCAAUGACACAGAGAUAACAUCUCAAGCUGUCAUUUACAACAUCAAAGAUUAUGAAGUAACAAGUGAACUCACCUUGAUGAUCCACAAAGAUUUCUUGAAUCAAAGUCUCAAAUGCAUGGCCUUCAAUCAGUUCAACAACAGCACUGCAUAUAUCCAGCUACUGGAAAAGCCAAUAGUGACAAGAGCUCCUGAACCUGAAUCCAGAAUCCAGAAAAGCUAUGGCAUAGUGAUUGUAAUCGUCAUCAUCUGUAUUCUGAUCUUGGCCUUUCUUGGAGCUGUGCUGUACUUCCUUUACAAAAAAGGACAUAUUCCAUGUGGACGCUCUGGUAAAAAAGAAAUUACAGAUCCUGGCGCUAAAGAUAAAAUAAUUGUGGAAAUGAAGCCUGAUUCUCCAGCAGAAGAGUCUGUUUUACUUACUGGAUCUCAAGAAAAGAAACCAACAGAUCAGGUA